GCCGCAUGCAACCGCCCUGCACACUAAACCCUCGUCUGCUCCUCUGAUAAGCGCCUCUAUCGCAGCGAUGCAUCCCGUGGCCGUCACUGUGGUUCUGGGGAUACUGGUGGGGGUGCAGGCCCAGAUCCUGCUGCCUGCCCGGCCUCAGUGCGACUCCCCGCUGGUGGAGGAGGCCGCCGUGGCCGCAAGAAAUCACCUCAAUGCCCAACACACGCACGGGUACAAGUAUGAGCUGAACAGGAUCGAGGAUGUGAAGGUCUACACUGAGCCUAAUGGAGUGGAGACAUAUGUUCUGGAGGUCGAUCUGCUGGAGACCGACUGUCACGCGUUGGAUCCCACACCUCUCGCCAACUGCACAGUCCGGCCCAAACACCUCACGGCAGUGGAGGGAGACUGCGACGUGGUGCUGAAGAAGGUCGGCGGAGCUCUGACCGUCACUGCGUUCAAGUGUAAAACAGAGGCGUCGACCGAGGACCUGUGCCUGGGCUGCUACACCCUCCUCCCCCUGAACGACACGGGCGCCCUGAACUUCAUCCACGCUUCUCUGGCGACGUUCAACAACAACACCGUGAACGCGACCUACGACAUUUACCAGAUCGGAAGGAUGUCGUCACAGAUCGUGUCCGGUGGGCCGCAGUAUUUAACGGAAUACGUCAUCUCUGAGGUCAACUGCACCGGCGGUAACUGCGUACCUCUGGACGAAGCCACGGUUAAACGAGGGCUUUGCAGGGCCAGUGGCCGAAGCACUGCUCACAAUGUGGACUGCAAGAUUUUUCCCAACCUGACGCCUCUUGUGGACGCCAACGCCACCGGACCUGCAGUUCCACCCGUGAUCCACGCGCACAACAAGCACGGCUUCGGACACCACAAGCUCACCCCGUUCCACAACCCGCACCUGAGCACCCACCUGUCCGCAGAGUCACCUGAAUCCGAGUCAGCUGAAAUGGUGCAAGCGGCCCCGAAAGCGGCCGCACCCGCCGCUGACGCGGCCGCACCCGCCGUUGACGCGGCCGCACCCGCGGUUGACGCGGCCGCACCCGCCGUUGACGCGGCCCCAGCGGCUCCAGCCGCUGCCGAGCCCGCAGUGGCCUUAGAGACCUCAGACAGCAUGGAGGUCAACCCCAGGUUCAUGUUUAAGAGGGAAGUCGUACUCGCUGCACCGGUGCACGCGCCCCUUCCUCCGCCACCGUGUCCAGGACGCGUCCGGUUCUUCAAGUGAAAAGCUCCCACAGACUUUAUAUUUGCUUUUUUUUAAGUUACAUUGGUACUAGUGCAAAUUUAACCGACACAGACGGUGCAUUACACAGGCAACAGAAACCUGAAACUUCUGUAACGUGGAUGCAGAUGUGCAUUAAAUGGUGUUGAAUAAAUCUAAAUUGAAGCAAA
Molecule: messenger RNA, 1386 nt
Organism: Betta splendens (Siamese fighting fish)
Lineage: Eukaryota; Metazoa; Chordata; Actinopteri; Anabantiformes; Osphronemidae
Gene: ahsga
Product: alpha-2-HS-glycoprotein 2
Exons: 7
Coding region: 68-1219 (383 amino acids)
Biological process (GO): negative regulation of endopeptidase activity
Cellular component (GO): extracellular region; extracellular matrix; blood microparticle
Molecular function (GO): cysteine-type endopeptidase inhibitor activity
Source: RefSeq, a predicted model, not a curated record